Molecule: messenger RNA, 3213 nt
Organism: Tigriopus californicus
Lineage: Eukaryota; Metazoa; Arthropoda; Copepoda; Harpacticoida; Harpacticidae
Exons: 15
Coding region: 19-3213 (1064 amino acids)
Biological process (GO): proteolysis
Molecular function (GO): serine-type endopeptidase activity
Source: RefSeq, a predicted model, not a curated record
CAGUUAGUCUGGCUAAAAAUGGUUCGAUUCAUUCUCUCAGUUUUUGUCUUUAAUCUGUGCCAAAUUGGUCCUGGAAACCAAGCAGGCAUACUAACGAAUUAUACCUUGAGCAAUGCAUGGAAAAGUCACGAGCUUUUCGAUCGACUGGCUUAUGCCAAUCGCAAUUGGCGGUAUUUCUUGUUCUCCGGACUCGAUCAUCUCUCGGGGUUGCCUCUUGGCCAUCCUCGAAGACCCUCGGACUACAACCCAACUGGAUCAGGGCAGAAAUUUUGCCGAAGACCUGAGCAUCACAACGAAGGCGAUUAUUUCUCGGGGAACAUGAUUCGAACGGCUCAUAAAGUGGAUCCACGAGGGGAUUGGCAAGAUGAGAGCACUGAUUAUAAUCCGGAUGGAAGCAAAUAUUGCAUCUUUCCAUCGAAUUCGUUUCAAAGAAAAGGAGUUUAUCUGGCCCCAUAUUUGGGAGCAUUGGAAUAUGAAUCCGAUGGCCGCAGUCAUUGCUACAAAGGAAAGGAUUAUUACCUCUACGCGCUUUUGAAUCAAAUUGAAUUAGAUCAAGCCUGUGAAGCUCUCAGAGGACGAUGUCUGUACAAUACCUAUGGCUCUUACAAUCCUGAACCGCACUUGGCUUUACCUGAAUCUAACAAAAAUUAUGGAUCCAUCUCCUCAGGAGGGUAUUUUUGGCACACAUAUUACAGUCACGCGGAUCCGGUGUCGGUUUUUGCUCAUUGUGAUGCGGUUAUCUAUGUGACCAUGGACCACGAGGGGAUGAACGCGAAAUUUGGGGGUUACUAUAUGCUGGAACCGCCCGAGAUUAAGAUGAACGCCCUUUACUCUCGAGAAUCAGGCGGAUAUUCCUCGUAUCGACACAUCAAGCAACAAAAAUUCAUCGUAUUCCAUGAUUAUAAUUAUGUUUGGACCACUUCCGACGGUGGAAAAUUUGUCAUGAUCAAAGACUGGGGAGAUCGAAGUAGAUUCUUCAGUUUCCGAGAGUUGAACGAGGUCACGGGAUUCACCACAACGUUCAUUGAGGCUCAAGUGAAAGACGACUCAUACGGUUUACAAAGCUACUACAAACGACACAAGGAGCCCAUUGCCGAAGACACAUUUUGCAUUCGUCAUCUGUUGGCAAGUGGAAAAAUUCCUUAUGAGUGGUCGUGGACCCGAGAAAACACUUUCGGCCAACAAGCGGGCACAAAAGGUCCCAAAGUGAACAUUCUGGUGGAAUCCGGCCCUCCAGUUCGGUCGAGUUGUGGAUUAGGCUAUCGGGAGUCCGAGAAUUUUGCCAUCACGUCCGGUAAGCAACCGUGGGUGGUUUAUGUUUUGAUCGGUUCGUCGAACCCGAAGGAAGCGGCCAAAUGCAUUGGCACCAUUCUAACGGUCAGGCACGUUCUCACGGCCGCUUCAUGUCUCUGUUCCACGGACCCAAGGUACAAUGUAUACGAGGAUGGAGAUCCCAACUCGUGUGCCAAAGGCAGUGAAGGAGCCGAUCAAUACGACUUCCGGAGGCACCGAAAUGGGAAUCCCCUGAAAAAUGUUUUCGGUAAGAUUGGCAAACGAGGGAUCGCAGCCAAACCUAAUGAGAUGUUCGUUUUGAUGUCAGUGUAUUUGGGCGAAAGAGACGUUUAUGGGCGGAGGUUUGAGCCCAAUUUGUUUCGCGUCACCUGGGUGAGCGUUCAUCCGAGUUACAGACGCUUAACUGGCAACUACGAUGUGGCGGUUGUGGGUCUCAUGUGGAACAUGCAAUUCUCCUCCGUUCUCAUGAACAUUUGUCUCCCGGAUCUCUCCGCGUCCGACACCAACAUGCUUCCCAGGGGUGUUUUACUCUACUCAAUUAAGGCGCUGACUAGAGCAGAGAGCUUAAGAAAGAUUUACACCAAUGCCAAUGGCUUGGCUAUCUACGAGGAAUGUAAAUCGCCUUGCUUCCUCUCCAAUCAUACACAAUCCCUCCGUGAGUGGAUCAAAGAACGGGGCUCCGAAUCGGAUGCUCCUCUGAAUUUGUACCAGCCUAUUUGCGACCAGUUCUGGGACGAUUUUGAUUCCAACCAUCGGAAUGCGAAAGACGUGUUCUACAAGAAGUGGCUUGAACCGCAAGCAAUCGUUAUGAUUGAGCGUCGGAACUAUUCCUUACCGGAUGGAAAGCAAACGUACAAAUGUUUUGAUACCCGACCCAGUUCCUAUCGGUUUGGAUGGUGCAAGACCAAGAGAUCUGCCACGGAUGCCAAGAAACAGGAUCGGUGGGGGUUCUGCGACGAUUCGGUUCAAUUGGAAGCCAACUCACCCGAAGGUCACGAGUUCUAUGAAGUGGAAACCACUUUGGUCCCAGGCACAGAUUGUGCAGUGAAUGAGGGGGACAACCCGGACGAGAUUGAUCGGAGUCAGACCAAGAUCUGUACCAAAUAUAUUCCACACAAACCAUCCCGUUAUGAGAUUGUCAGAGAUGAUUACACCCGUGGACUGAUCUAUAACUACACGUUGACCCGUUAUUUGGGUGGUUAUUACCGCGAUUUCAUCCCCAAAAUUUGGCGGAGGAAAAAGAAGAUCAAAUACGACGAAUUCGGGGAGAUCAUCUUUAGCGAGGACGACGCUGCGUAUCAUUCCGGAUUUCCCCGACGACAUCAAGUGUGCCAUCAGGGCCCUCCGGAUAUUGAUAUCGGAGGACCAAGUUACUUCCGGAUGUCCAGGGUAAAAGAACAGAACCCGGACACACGGGACACGACACAAGAACCGGCAGGGGCGGGCGUUAGCCAUGUAGUUCUGGUAUCGAUUCAAACUGGUUGGUCAGGCAAACAUGGGAAAGUGUGCUCCGAAGGAGACGGAUAUUAUACGGAUGUGGAGACCGUCAUUACUCGAGAAAUUCAUCAAUGGUUGUUGAGAGAAAUUUCCUCGCUGACGCACUUUUCCAGCAUUUACAACAUUCGAGAUCACCUCUUCAAGGUCCAGAAUCAAGAAACAACCGAUCCCACCACGCAGCCAACCACAUCCACUACAAUUAAAUUCGUCGGGGGAGGUGAAGACUCUUUCAAUUUUGACGAAACCACGGAAUUUGAUUAUGAAGCCGUCGGAGCAUCGAGUUUGACUGACGACUAUUUUGAUCAGUUAUAUUUCAACGCAACUCUGAGAAAAAAUGCUGGGCAGACCAAGAGCAAGGAUUCUUUUGUUCUUUGGAUUCUUUCUAUAUUCUGGCAGAGCAAAUUCUUGUAUUCGCUCAAGUGA